Molecule: messenger RNA, 4335 nt
Organism: Perkinsus marinus ATCC 50983
Lineage: Eukaryota; Perkinsozoa; Perkinsida; Perkinsidae
Product: krp3, putative
Exons: 46
Coding region: 1-4335 (1444 amino acids)
Biological process (GO): microtubule-based movement; mitotic spindle organization
Molecular function (GO): microtubule motor activity; ATP binding; microtubule binding
Source: RefSeq, a predicted model, not a curated record
AUGGCACUUAAGCGUGGGGCGAGCGAAGAGGCUGGUAGCAGUCGGAACAAAAGGAAGAAGAGGGAGGAAGAGGAUGAUGAUGAGGAAGUAGAAUCAUCAUCGUCGUCGUCUGGUGAGGAAGGAGAUGAUGUAGAGAGCGGCAGUGGAUCCGACUCGGACGACUCUGGUUCUGAUGGGGGAGGCAGUGAAGGAGAGGAGGAAGAGGAGGAGACCGGCCGUUCUCCAGGGAAGUCACCGUCUAAGGUUACCGCUAUGGGAUUUGAGAAUGACGGCUUUGUUGUUGAUGAUGAGGAUAAUGAAGGGAGUGAUGAUGGUGAUGGCUCGAGUGAUAGCUCUUCUAGUGAGGAUGAGGCUAGUGAUCUAGAUCCAGAUGAUAUCGAUGAUGGGGAUCUCCUUAUCGUCAAAGAGACCAAUCCUGAAGCAUAUGCCCGUAUUAUGGCGAGGAAGGCCGCAGCGGCUAAGGCGGGCGAGGGUAAUGCCGACUCGGGCGGUGCGGCUGUGGGAGCUGAAGGUGGCUCGUCUGCCGCGGGUGGGACUGGCGGGGAUAGCUCUGAUGAUGAUAGUCUAUUGGGAGGAAGGAAGAAGGGAUUUUCCAGGCUGAAGAAACAAAAGGACUUCACCAAAGCCCAGCAUAUAACGGCGACCUCUGCUGAUGCUCUGGAAGAUCGUUUAUUCGACGAUGACGACUUUGCGGAUGUCGCGGGUGGCGGCGGUGAGCAGGGUAGAUCCUUGGCAUCGCGGGGGGACCGCAGGGAUGAAGAUUCGGAUAACGAUUCUCUUGCUGAUUUCAUUGUAACUCGGGUCCGUGAGGCUGGUGAUGCAGGGCGUGACGAUGAUGACGAUGAUUUACCGAAUAGGGGACGUGAAUACGCUGAACGAUACGGAGAGGACAUGGCGGGUUUGCUGCAGGAGAUCGAUGAAGUAUUUGGUGAUGCUCGAGUAUUGAACCUAGCAGCGGGUCGUAUGUCGGCUAUGCAGCAGCAACAGGAGGAGGAUAGGGAUGUUGAUAUGGCUGAGGGUGGCGGUGUUGCUACAGCUGAUCCUGAGAAGGAUCUUGAGGCUCGAUUUGAUCCUGAGGAAGUUGCUGCCAGAUUUGUCACUGCGAAGGACCAAGCUAUAGCUAGGGCCAAUAUCCCUGAGCGUUAUCAAGCUGUGUAUGGUCCUAACACUGCGGCCCGAUGCAUUGCAGCGUUUAAGGCGGUCCCUGUAGCGGUGGGAGCUGAAGGGAUGGCAUUGGACCCAGCUGAGGCUGAGUCGGCUGCUAGGGCUGCUACUGAUAAGGAGAUGUAUAAUCAGGAGUGGAGUAUAGAGGCUAAGUGGAUAUAUGCCAAGAUUAGGGAGAGGGCGGAUGUGUUCGCGAAUCCUGAUGCCUACUCCACUACUCCAGCCUCCUACUCCCAGGUCUUCGCUGAUGACACCUACAAGUUUCAGAUCAUCCCACUCAUUGAAGUGCUCCUUAGGGAUGUCAAAGGGCGAGGUUAUGAGAUACCCACCAUAUGGAACGGGAUGUUGCGAUGUAAGUAUCGUCCAGUUCUGGAGGAGCAGGACCUCUGGACUAUCAUGGACUUCGAUAGGCAGUGGGUUGAUAUAAAGAAAGUGAAGCAGAAUAUGGCGGAGAAGCUCCAAGGCUACAAGGAUUCGUUACAGCGUGCCUUGGACAUCGACAACGAGCUGAUGGAACAGGCUAUCACUGAGCAUGCUGAUAAGGAGGCCAUGUCGCCGGAGUUACGGGAUCGAGUUGUGAAGGCCAACAGCCAGAUAACGAUGAUAUUGGCCCGUCUGGACGACCUGUCGAGUUCACAGAUAGAGGAGACCUACGCUGAGGCUCUGAAGGAUAUUUCUUUGAUGAUAUCGGUCCAAGUGGAGCCUAAGCUCCGGCGUCUGGAGAGCACGGGGCUGCAGAGUUUGGCUAUAGUGCACAAAUCUCAUUUGCGUGUUGACGACUCGUUGUACAGAGUUAUUACGGAUGCCGGCUUGGACAAGGCCCUUGAGGAGGUCAUCGGUAUGGACUCUCAACAGCUCGGUGAGUCCCUCUUGGUUGGCCACAACUUCGCUCCAGCAAUCAUCGACCGACCCCCUCUAGCUGACUGGGUCCAUGCCCAAUGCCAGGGCAAGUCGGGUCUCAUCUUUCACAAUGAGAGGAGACUGGUCGACGCUUUAGCUCAGUUUACGGCUAGGAAUAUAGUAGAUGCUAAUAUCAAGAUCUACCUACGUUGUAGACCGACCGGGAAUGCUACCAAUAGGAUACAUCCAUCUGUUGAAAAUAAUACGAUCGACGUCAGGGUAGGACCUGAUGAGGAUGAGCGAGGCAUUGAGGUGACCAAGAGCUAUAUAAACAAUUCUCGAAAUCGGUACCGCUUCAAAUGCGACAAAGUGUUCGGAAUGGCUGCUCGCCAAGAUGAUAUUUUUGACGUCGUAGCUCGACCAACAAUAGAAGAGUGUCUGAAGGGAAUUAAUGGAACGAUAUUCGCAUACGGCCAGACCGGGUCAGGAAAAACCUUCACUAUCACUGGAGGCACUGAAAGGUAUGUCGAUCGGGGAAUAAUACCUCGAUCUGUAUCAUACAUAUUUGAACGCAUCGGGAAGCUCAGUGACGCGCAGUACAGAGUGUACAUCUCUUAUCUUGAAAUAUACAAUGAUAAUGGGUACGACCUUUUGUACAGGGAAUCAGAUGAUGUCAGCGAACUGCACAACUUGCCGUCCGUCAGCUUACAGGAGGAUGAGGACGGGCAAAUGCAUCUCCGGGGACUUAGUGUCAAUACGGUACCUAACGAAGAGGAAGCAUUGAACCUUCUAUUCUUGGGUGAUACUAACAGAGUUGUAGCAGAGACGCCUAUGAACGAUUCCUCCACGCGGAGUCACUGCAUGUUUAUAAUCUGGAUCGAAGCCACAAUACCAGGUUCGGACACUGUUCGCCGAAGCAAGCUCCAUCUGGUCGAUCUGGCUGGUAGCGAGCGCAUCAAAAAGACGCAAGUCGGCGGGCAGCUCGCGAACGAGUCGCGGUUCAUCAACGUCUCCUUGCACUUCCUUGAACAAGUAAUUGUAUGUCUUCAUGAGAAAUCAAUAGGGAAGCGUAGCCACAUACCAUACCGGAACAGUAUGAUGACCAGCGUACUCCGGGAUUCCUUGGGCGGCAACUGCCGUACUAGUAUGAUCGGAACACUCUCAAUGGACGGUCGCUCCAUCGAAGAGAGUAUUAGUACUUGCCGGUUCGCACAGCGAGUGGGCCUCAUUAAGAACGAGGCUCGCGUCAACGAAGAGAUCGAUCCCAGCCUGCUCAUUCGGCGCUUGAAACGACAGGUUGCUGAGCUACAAGAGGAGCUCAGAAUUCUCAAAGGCGACCAACAGGAAGAAGUUCUCACCUCGGAAGAUCUGUCACACUUGAGGGCCUUGGUAGAAUCAUACAUAAAAGAUGGUGAAUCUACUGACAGUCACCUCGUUUGCGGAUCUAUGAAGAAGAUCCAAGCAUGCUUCUCAAUACUACGCGAUAUGGUCACCAAGCCCAUGACCGAUACUGGUCCUAUUAUUGCAGCUAGAAGUGCCCCGAAAGGUAGCGAUGAAGCCCAGGUCCAACAACUUCAACUACAAAUCGCUCAGCGAGAUCAGGAGUUGGCGGUCCUACUGGGCAUGCUGAAUAAAAGUAGCGAUUCGGCACUUCCGGAGGGCGGGUGUGAUCAGUCGAGGGUGCGUCCUGCUGUUGAUUCAAGUGGUGCUCAGGGGGGAGCCCCACAUCAUCCUUCAACUGUCGGGAGUGCUGAGUGGCUCGAGCACAUCACGGGGGAGUCACCAGCGACUUUACUCCUUGAUCGACAGCGAUGCUUUGAACUAUUCCGGAAGUCCAUUCGCCGCACAGAAACAUUAACUGAGAACAAGGAGCUCCUUCGGAAGCUUUGCGAGGAGGCUAAAGCCCUCGGUAAGGAGGCCAACACUGCGAGGGACAUUGUGAACAGGGAGAAGGAGAGCAUUGAUAAAGUGCGGAAACGAGCCAUUCUACUCGGCCAUGAUGGAGAUAAGCUCCCUGAGGAGUACGAGAAGGAGAUACGAUCGUGUACCCAAAGCAUUGAAGAACAGACAGCGGUGUACAAGGCAUGCGCUGACAAGCUGCGAGGAGUCCGAUCUGACAUUGAGCGCAUACAGAAGAUGAUGGAGCAGAGUCGUAUGAGACUUCAGAAAGAUUUCGAGAAAUGGUAUGCUAGUAUCAGACGCCACGUAGAUGUGAAUUCGCUGUCCAAAGAGACCAAAAAAGAAAUACUCGAUAAGGCAGGAAAGGACACGGCUGAACAUCUCCGUAAAUACGAGGUGGCCAGGGAGAACAUCCUCAAUGCAGGCAGCUAG